Messenger RNA from Notolabrus celidotus (New Zealand spotty), 1750 nucleotides. RefSeq names its product alkB homolog 1, histone H2A dioxygenase (gene alkbh1). Gene Ontology annotation, biological process: oxidative RNA demethylation. Gene Ontology annotation, molecular function: ferrous iron binding; broad specificity oxidative DNA demethylase activity; oxidative RNA demethylase activity. NCBI's taxonomy places the organism in Eukaryota, Metazoa, Chordata, Actinopteri, Labriformes, Labridae. The transcript is spliced from 6 exons. Gene Ontology annotation, cellular component: nucleus; cytoplasm. The record is from RefSeq and is a predicted model, not a curated record. The coding region runs from base 102 to 1244 and encodes 380 amino acids.
UAAAAAUGUAUUGCUGUGUCAGAUUUAUUCUUUUAAAAUUAAUUUAAUGAAAAAAUAAUAAACGACCCGGAACCAGCUGGAGUUGAAAGGUCGGUGACGUCAUGGCCAAGAUGGCGGCCGCCAUGGUGGAGAGUGGAGAAGAUGCAUUUAGAAAACUAUUUAAGUUCUACAAGAGAAGAAACCCUCCUCCAGACUUUAGUGAUGUCAUCGAUUUCUCCCGAAGUUUACCGAGUGACAAGAUCCUUCCUGCUGCUCUGGACCCCUCUGCAGUGAGUGAUGAGGAGGCUGCCCGGGUCGGACUGCAGCCUGUCAGGGACUGGAGGGCCUUCGGUCUGCAGGGUUACCCAGGGUUCCUCUUCAUCUCAAACCCCUUCCUACUGGGAACUCAUCCUUUCUGGAUCACACAGUGUCUAAAGACAUAUCCUCAGAAGCCCAAUGUCUGCAACCUGGACAUGCACAUGUCUCCGUCUGAAACUCAGGACAUCUGGGGACAGAGUGCGCACGGCCUCAGUACUCCUGCUGGAAAGAGAGAACCAAGAACUCUUCUGGAGAGGCUGCGCUGGGUCACUCUGGGCUACCAUUACAACUGGGACACAAAGACGUACUCUGCAGACCAUCACACUGCGUUCCCAGCUGAUCUCCACUCGCUGUCCAGCAGGGUUACAGCAGCCUGUGGGUUCCCAGGGUUCAACGCAGAGGCUGGGAUCCUCAACUACUACAGAUCGGAUUCAUCUCUGGGGAUCCACGUGGACGAGUCGGAGCUGGAUCACAGCCGGCCGCUGCUCUCUUUCAGCUUUGGUCAGUCCUCCAUCUUCCUCCUGGGGGGAACUCGCAGACAGGACCCUCCUACAGCCAUGUACAUGCACAGCGGGGACAUGAUGUUGAUGUCUGGACAGAGCCGCCUCCUGUACCACGCUGUCCCACGCAUCCUACCUGCACCUGAAGGACACACAGCGUCACAUAUGGAUCCUUGCAGCUCAGUUUCCCCCCAGCAGGACGGCUCUGUGGUGGAGUCUGUGUCAGAGGAGGACUGGAAGGUCUGCACCAGGUACCUGCAGAGCUCCAGGGUGAAUGUGACUGUCAGACAGGUGCUGGGGCCGGGGCAGAGCUUCCCAGAAACCCCCUCUCCUCUCCAAAGGACUGAUGCAGGACAGACGGCCGGGUACCACGAAGAACACGGUGAGGAGGAGAGCGGGAAGAGGAAGAGGAGAGGUAGCUGUGACUCUGCUGAUGCUGAGACUUGAAACAAACCCCCUCAUUGAUGCUGGAGAGGACAACUGAUGGUCACAGAGAGAGACGCCUGCAGUGACUUCUUUGGAAGUUUGAGUCCGUCUGCGAGGAUCAAAAAGAUGGCCAGGACUGCUUUUUAUUUUGCUUUUAAUUGGUAGAUGUGACACUGCCUCAGAGAAUCAGAAACAGCUGAUACACACCUGUGAGAGUGUCUUUACAUGUGACAUGUUUUUGUUUAGUUUGAUGACAUUUGAAUCUUUGCUUGAGAAAAAAAAUCAACCCUGAAGAUAUGAGUAAAUUAACGAGAGGACUUUUUCAAGAAGCUCUGCUGAGUUGCAUUUUGCUUUCCCGACUUUUAUAUUGUUAUAGUUGCAAAUUUCAAGAUCGUAUAUUAAAAGAAAAACAUAAAUUACAUUGAAAAAGUCACAAUUGAGUUUUAAAAGCUUGUCAAAACCAAAUAAAUGUCUUAGUAAUUAUUUGAACUGAUCCAUGUGAGCAGAAAUAAAUGAUAAAUGCAGAA